This is a messenger RNA of Colletotrichum gloeosporioides, 1977 nucleotides long. RefSeq lists its product as uncharacterized. The transcript has 3 exons. Lineage: Eukaryota; Fungi; Ascomycota; Sordariomycetes; Glomerellales; Glomerellaceae. The record is from RefSeq and is a predicted model, not a curated record. Gene Ontology annotation, molecular function: protein binding. Bases 1 to 1977 code for a protein of 658 amino acids.
AUGCGACACUCCGCGAGAACUUUGUGCAAAACAGCCCUUUGGGGCGCCUUCAGUCUCAGCGCCGUCAAGACACAAGGGACAAACGGACUUCUCGCCAGCGAUGAGAACGACUGGUUGGCAUUAGACAACGUCGAUCCUUGGUAUCUGCCCCCGGACAUUGUUGACGGCGGUGACAAAGAUGGCUCUGUCUUAAUAAUGAACGGCCGAGUGCGCUGCGGUGUCGUCCCUCUCGACAAGAGCGGCAACGUGUGGACGAUCCCCGCUAAUGGCGAUUUCGACGCUGUCGGUUACAUCCUGCCCCGAGGCGGCUACGACUCACGAUCCGACAAGAGCCUAGCAGACUGUGUGCUGCGUGAGUCCAAGGAAGAGGGCGGCUUCAUCAUCGACGUCAACUCGCUUAUUCCCCUCGGACUGAGCAAAGGGGAGACAGUGUACUGGUACAAAGGCACCGUCACCGAGACCGUCGACCCGACCGAACCGCGCGACCGCCCGCCAAAGUCCUUCGCUGCCGCGGAAGCGCGAACAGAACUGCAGAAGCCGGCCAAGAAGCCAACGAAGAAGUCGGACAUGCGAAUGGCGUUCAACAAGGCGGAUUCAGCAUCCGAGUCUAACAGUUACCGUUCAACGUUCAAGGCGGGUGGCGGUGCCUCGGCCUACUCGUUCAAAGAUGCCGGGGCGGCUAUGGAAGUGUACAGCACCGAGUUUCAGAGCGGCGGCGCGCCGAUCGUCAAAGUGGAGGUGGACUCGUUCUUGAACAAACUCGUAGCAGAGAAGGCGGAGAGUAGUCAGGACCAGACCAAGAACCGGCUGAGUCUCGCGCGUAUGAUGGGCUCGGUGUGGCUCAGGAAGGGACUCGCGAUCAAGCAGCUCAGUGCGGUUGAGUUUCUUGACGUCGUCGAUGAUAAGACUCGUGCUGCGAUAACGGCAGUCCAAGGCGAACUGGAAGCCGUAGCCGAAGAUUUCGAGGUUCAGUCGACGGAUUCGGUGCACUGGGGACGUCUGAGACGUCCGUCCCUCUCCCCCUUUCCGGUCGAGCUUACCUUGUUGAGUCGAGUACGUGGCUGCCAACUAACAACUGCCAGAAUCUACACGUCGCGGGUCUUCAAGUUCAUCGUGGGGCCAGAGAAUACGACAUUCCACGUCCAUGAGAAGCUCUUUGCCCCUCACUCCAAGGGGUUGACGCGCAUGCUCACUAACGGAAUGCGCGAAUCGCAAGAGGGCGUUGUCGUUCUAGACGAUGUCGACAAGACCACUUUCACCAGCUUCCUGGACUACGCAACAUACGGCAACUACAGGUUUCAGCGGACGAUCCCUUCAGAGAACACCCAGUCGACGUUGAGUGACGAUGAUCUCACGCCAGAGAAACGGUGUGACUCUCUACGUGACCAUCUCAUUCAUUACGAUCAUCGACGGGACAUCAUCGAGAGGAAGCCGUACUUGAAGUACAUGGAGCUCUUUGUGAAGAGCGGGGACCAGCACGGGCUUUACGCACCUCCUACGUACCUGUCUGAACCUGACGAGCUUGGUUUUGACGUCGAUCUGGACUUGAAACUCUCCAACAAGGAAUUCGGCGAAGUCUGUCAACACCAUGUCAAGCUCUACGCCUUCGCUGACAAGUGGGACAUCUCUGAGCUCAGGCAGCUGUGUCUUCACAAGAUUCACAACUGCCUGACCCGCGUCAAACUAUGCGACAGCGGAUACCACUUGCUUUUCGCCCUGAUUGACGAUGCUUACAAGAGCACCAUGCCUGGAGAUUUGCUCCGCAAGCUAUUCACGCAGAUGUGCGUGUCGGACAUCAGCCUCAUUCGAGGUAUGUCUGGAUUUCCCCGUCUGGUGUGCCGCCUUCCGGAGAUAGGCCUAGACAUGAUCUUGGAGGAGCCCAAGUACUGGGAGGACAAACCGAAGGCCUUAGCCGACGUCAACAGCAAAUUUCCACCGCGACCAUCCAUUGGCGACUAUGAUCAGAAGAGAAGCUAG